AAGAAGAACAGGUCUAUCUCGAGUAGAAAAUCAACAGAAGGGGGGUCCAGAUUCGGGAAAAUUGGGGUGGAGACCUAACGGAAGAAACUGAACAUUCUCUUCAUGGUCCAGCUUGUAGCAGAACUCUGAGGAGGAUCUGGACUCGAGAAGUUUGGAUUGGAGAGUGGCAUUCAAUGAGAAGGUUGGAGAGAGAGAAAGAACGCGACCAUCACUUUCAAAGUAUAGGGGACUCGGGAAGGAUCCAGACUAGGGAAGACAGGAGUGGAAGUGCACAGCACGAGGACUAGAGAAAAAAGGAGCGAGUGAACCAUCAUCUCCACCAUUUGAAGAGUUUUGGGAGCCAGCAGACAGGAGGUGAACGUCUCCAGAAAGAACAAGCCAAAGCAGGAUGGUGACGUGUCCGACCCAAAGCGGUAGCCGACAACGUGGCGUCCGCCAACUCCUGCCCAGGAACAUGGUCCUGUUUCUGGUCCUGCUCCUGCCGCUGGCCCAGCAGGCCGAGACGGCAGUGCACUCCAGCUUCCGGCGUCUGAGCGGCCGCGAGAAGAAAGAGAUGCAAAAAGAGAUCUUGUCCAUCCUGGGCCUGCCGGGCCGACCCAGGCCUCACCCGCCGCUUAGGCCGCCAUCGUCAGCGCCGCUUUUCAUGCUGGACCUCUACCACGCCAUGGCGGUGGACGGUGAGGACAACUCGGCCUCCGCCAACGACGUCAUCAGGCCCGGCGUGCACCGGCGGAGGGCGGCCGUCCACCACCCGGCGCUGCCUACCCUCAGCACGCACACGCCACCGCUCGGCACCGUCGUCAGCGAGGCCGACACUGUCAUGAGCUUCGUCAAUUUGGUGGAGCAGGAACGGGACCUGCUGCAGCCGCGUCCCUAUUGGAAGGAGUUCCGCUUCGACCUGACCCCCUUGCCCCAGGGUGAGACCGUGACGGCAGCAGAGUUCCGCAUCUACAAGGCGCUGACGCUGGGCCAGCGGGCCAACAGAACCCUGCACAUCUCCGUAUACGAGAUUCAGAAGGACAACAGACACAGGGACCCUGAGCUGGUGCUGCUGGACAUGCAGUCCGUGCCGGCAGGCCAAGAAGGCUGGUUGGCCUUCGACGUCACCUCGGCGUCCAACCACUGGCUUCUGCACCCCCGCAGCAACCUGGGAAUCCGCCUCUACGUGGAGACCGAGGAGGAUCGCUCGCUGUCUGCCGCCUGGAUCGGGCUAGUGGGCCGCAGAGGUCCUCGCUCCAAGCAGCCCUUCAUGGUGACCUUCUUCCGGGAGAGCCAGAUCCCCUGCCGGCCCCCCCGCGCGGUCAAGACGCACCCCCGCAGGAAGAAGCCCAAAUAUGACCUCCCCGUACCCAGCAUUCAUAAUCGAAGUCCCGUCAACAGUGGCGGUCAGCCAUGUAAAAAACACGAACUCUACGUCAGCUUCAGUGACCUCGGAUGGAAGGACUGGGUUCUGGCACCCACAGGCUACUCGGCAUACUACUGCGAUGGCGAGUGUUUUUAUCCCCUAGGGGCCUGCAUGAAUGCCACCAACCACGCCCUCAUCCAGCAAGUAGUGCAUCUGCUGAAGCCCGACGAGGUGCCCAAGGCGUGUUGCGCGCCCACCAAGCUGAGCCCCAUCUCCGUGCUCUUCUACGACGACAACAACAACGUCAUCCUCAAGAAGCAUCGGAACAUGGUGGUUAAGAACUGCGGCUGCCUAUGAGACGCGCGGCCGCCGCCGCCGCCAAGACGUCGUUAGCAGCAACCAAAACCAGAGGAGAGUUGACUUUGACUUUUAUUACAAGAUACACACAACUAUUACUUUUUUUUGGUCACACAUCUUUUCUAAAUAGUCCUUCCAAAACAUGAAAUACAAUGUUGAUGUACAUGUUUUGUGCUUGUCACUAAGCGUUAGUGGUCCAAAUUAAUGAACAUAUUCCAUAAGUUAUUGCCACAUGUAGAUUUGUUU
Messenger RNA from Hippocampus comes (tiger tail seahorse), 1948 nucleotides. RefSeq names its product bone morphogenetic protein 8a (gene bmp8a). Gene Ontology annotation, molecular function: growth factor activity; cytokine activity. Gene Ontology annotation, cellular component: extracellular region. The record is from RefSeq and is a predicted model, not a curated record. Lineage: Eukaryota; Metazoa; Chordata; Actinopteri; Syngnathiformes; Syngnathidae. The transcript has 7 exons. Bases 389 to 1702 code for a protein of 437 amino acids.